AUGGGACUCAGCUUCGGAGGUGGCAUGAUACAUUCAAAGACUGGCCUAAUAGACUGGCCUAAUAGACUGGCUGCUAAGGCCCAUUUAACGGAGGUAGAUGAAAAUCAGUUGGAUUGCGAUCGAUCUUUAAGUAGACCAUCCACUAGCGUGGGCCCUAGCAAGACACUAUGGCAGACGAAUGUCAAAGACGCACACAGUCAUCUCGGAAAAUAUGAAAAGGUUAUCCUCGAGAACAAGACAAGUUGUCUGGCCAAAACCGGUCCACACCAAUUAGCAGAACUUGAAAUAGCAAUUGGACGCCGAGCAGACAGAACAGCCAUGGAAACGAAAUUGCGCAAGCUCACAAGGGACAAAAAACACAAUUGGGACACUUGGAUUGAAAUCCUAUCUGGCCGCCACACAGCUGGGAUACUUGGAUCGAAAUCUUAUCUGGCCGCCAAUUCAGCAGAACCUAACAAGAACUUCUAA
Messenger RNA from Opisthorchis viverrini, 468 nucleotides. RefSeq lists its product as hypothetical. The record is from RefSeq and is a predicted model, not a curated record. The transcript is spliced from 2 exons. NCBI's taxonomy places the organism in Eukaryota, Metazoa, Platyhelminthes, Trematoda, Opisthorchiida, Opisthorchiidae. Bases 1 to 468 code for a protein of 155 amino acids.